AUGUUUUCCCGCUGGAGCUUUUUCUUCCAGUUUCUUGGCGAUGAUCGCCAAGCGAGCCGAGCAGAGCAAGUGGUGAAGCAUGGCUGCUCAAUGGAGCAUGACAUAGACAACACGUGCAAAGUGGAGUCUAACGACGAGAAACUGGGCCUGGGCAAACGUCUGGAGUGGAAGAUGGAUGGUAAGGUGAUGUUCUCGAUGCAGGACUUGGGAGUCGAGUCCAAAGCCAGGCCCAGGCUUGGCCUGCUCCCCCCGCAGCUGUACAUGCUGCCGGAGCUUCAGGAGCUUACCAGAAACUACAGCCUGGUACCAGUGUGCAUCCAGGAGGGCGACUGGAGUGAAGAUUCCAUCAAGUCCUGGGCCGAAAAGCUGAGGAAAGAGGGGGUGACUGCCGUGGUUGGCUUCGCCCAGAAGGAUGCCUGGCACCAUUGCCUCCUCAACCGCGCCUUGGGAUCCGAUUCCAUUUCCCCGCUUGCCUACCUCAUGUCCAUGAACAAGUUCAUGCAGCGCGCUUCUGUGGACUUGACUCCCGGAUUCUGGUUCAUGUCGGUGAACCCAGAUGUCGAGAAGGACAACUCAACCCUCAUCUCCAAGGUGCCCACCGAGCAAUGGCCGUGCAUGCUCAAGAAUACAUCUCUCUCGUUGGGAGCUGGUGUCUUCAAGUGUGAGGAUGAGCAACGCAUGGCCGAGAUCCUGGACGCCUACCGUGAGAAUGAGGCUCUCAGAACUUCCAUUGCCAACACUACGCUCGCCAUCACAUCGCGGCUCAGCGAGGCGGAAAGGGCUCUGAGUGCCGAGAUGUGUGGCGGGCCACCCCCGCCCUUCCUGGCAGAGCACUUGAUCGACAUGAAUGCGGGCUGGGUGGAGUACUGCUAUGAGGGGUUGGUGGAUUCUAGUGGCACGUUGGUCCACUAUGGCCUCACAGAGGAAGUCUACUUUGAAGACCACACAGGGCUUGCGUACAUUACUCCUCCGAUGAACUUGCACCCGAAGCAGAUCCCAAAGACAAAACAAUUCCUCGAAAAGUUCAUGGGCAAACUAAUCGAGGCUGGCUACAGACGCCAGUUCUGCAACGUGGAAUUUUGGGUCUCGGGCGGCAAGGAAGAAGAUAGAGAGCCGAAGAUGGUGCUCUGUGAGAUCAACCCUCGCUGUGCGCACACCUUCCACUAUGGAUACAAGUUUUCCGUGGGCAGCAAUCUUUACAGAGACAACUUCGAGCUGGUGCUCCACGACACUUUGCCUUCAGCGACACCGUUGUCCGAGUGGGAAAGUGGCGGCUUCCGAGUGUGCUGCGAGAUGCUGAUCAAUGUGAAGAACCAAGUGGACCCAACGACAGGCCACGUUAUCGUCGACAUCUCCGGCAAGAAAGCAAACGAGUGUGUUGAUUAUGGAUUGCUGGAUUCACUGCAAAGCCAAGGACGAGCACAGCUUGUCCGCCGCAUCAAAGCUCCAAGCUACGUGCUAACGAAGGAUGAUGCCAACGCCGGACCCGGAACCACACUGGCGCAGGUGUGGUUUUCCGGUCCAACGCACGAAGCUGUGGCCAAAAUGGAAGUGAAAUUGCGGCAGCAGCUGUACAAAAUUAGUCAGCCAGGUGCGGUCUAUCCAAAGUUUUGGUCAGAGCUGGCGGCCAUCUCCUGA
Messenger RNA from Symbiodinium sp. CCMP2456, 1638 nucleotides. The record is from the annotation of a GenBank genome assembly. NCBI's taxonomy places the organism in Eukaryota, Dinophyceae, Suessiales, Symbiodiniaceae.